This is a messenger RNA of Trypanosoma conorhini, 3117 nucleotides long. Its product is annotated as methyltransferase. The record is from RefSeq and is a predicted model, not a curated record. The coding region runs from base 1 to 3117 and encodes 1038 amino acids. The transcript has a single exon. Gene Ontology annotation, biological process: translation. Gene Ontology annotation, cellular component: mitochondrial small ribosomal subunit. Gene Ontology annotation, molecular function: methyltransferase activity; structural constituent of ribosome. Lineage: Eukaryota; Euglenozoa; Kinetoplastea; Trypanosomatida; Trypanosomatidae.
AUGUCGAUUCGCUUUUGUCGUGGUUUGCCGACGUUUCGGCUGCGGGGGCCGCCCAUCGUCAUCUCGGCGACGCAAUUCAACCAACGGCGGUUGCUGGCGUCGUCGUCGUCGUCCUCGUCCUCCUUGGGCGGUGGCGGCGGCUACGUGCGCGAGGGGGCGAUGCAUCAGCCCGGGGAGUCCGGGCAGCAGGCGGGCUCCAGCACCACGCUUGCCGGGAAGGAGACAUGGUCGCAGUUCAGCGCGAAGAUGCGCUACGGACGCCGUCGCAUCCGCGUCAUUGACGUUGCGGCCAAAAUGUCCUACGAGUAUCAGAUGCUGCGGAAGAUGUGCAAGCGCCGGCCAGCGAUGCGGCAGUGGACCGUGCGGGACGACUUCUGCGACAUGCAGCCUGGUGUCGUCGUGAUGUCGCCGUCGAUGCAGGCCGCCUUCAUGAAGGUCUUUCGGCUGAAGGAUAAGGGCCUCAUCCGGCAAUGCCUGCGCGACAUCAUUCCUGUCAUUGAGUACCGAAAUCGCGAGGAGCCGGUGCGGCUGCCGGUAAAUCCAGCAGAAAUGAUCCCCGAAGGCGAAGCCGACACGCUGAAUCAGAAAAAGCGGGAACUCUUUGAGCGCCGCGAAAAGGGUGAGAACUUUGCCGAUCUUCGGUUGCAUGACAAGCGGUCACAGGCAAAGCUGCGGUUUAAGAUACGGCAACGCCUGUUGAAAUUCCAACGGCAGCUGGCGGUGGCAAAUGCCGUGGCGAGUCGCUCCGUCCUCUACUCGGCGGAUGACGCCAUUGGGUACUUCCUCUUCCGCGGGGCGGCGAUGUACGCGGGGAUGCACCGCGUGUUCUUUGAGCUUAGCAAGCAGCUUCCGCACUUUGUCCCCAAGACGAUGCUGGACUUCGGCGCCGGCACCGGCACUGCCACGCUGGUGGCAAAGGAGGUGUACGACCCCGGCGCACUCGCCUACCCGCUCUACCGCUCGCUGCGGCAGACGAUGCAGGGGAACGACUCCUCCCGCACCCACCGGCUGGCCGAGCUGCGCUACGACUUGCAGCGACUCCAGCGUAACAAUGCGGAGAAAAAGAAGGUGCGUUUUAUGGCUGUGGCCGCGCUGCUGGAGAGGGGUGAGGUUGAUCCCGCCGACCUGCCCGACGACCUGCGACGCGAAAUCGGUGAGGUGGCGGCGGCGGCGGCGGAGGCAAAAAAAGAACGCCUGACGCGGGAGGCACACGCGCGCCACCGCGACGUUGUGGACGGCACAGAGUGGGAAAGCGGUGACCCGCUGAACGUGGAUUGCGUGACCCGCGAGGACCCAAACGACCUCAUGGACGGCGAGGAGCACGACGAGUUGCGUGACGGCGGCACGGCGCCCAAAAAGACGUGGUGGGAGCAGUUUGUUGACCUUGAAAAUGAGACGGCGCAGCAGCGGGCCGCCAAGCGUCUUCGACCGCUGCAGGAAGUCACUGCGGUUGAGCCAAGUCCCGGCAUGAUGGAGAUUGGAACCAUGGUGCUGCACGACGAUGUGCCAAACGUGACGUGGAAGCGGUACUUGCUGCCGGAAGAUGAAGUGAUUCAGCACGACCUCGUAGUGGCUGCCUACUCCCUCAGCGAAAUUGCGGCGGCGGAGAAUCGUCGACAGUUGGUGCAGCAACUGUGGAAAAUGACAAAGGGCGUCCUCGUGCUUGUGGAGUUCGCCAAUCUUAAUAACUUCAACCUUCUCAUGGAGGCGCGAGAUUGCCUGCUCGAGGAGAAGGACGUCGGCCUCUGGGACUGGCAGCCCACCAUUGUUGGCCCCUGCCCACACGAACAACGUUGCCCGUUGCGGCACUGCAAGGCGGGCGUGAAGCGCAAACGUAUGCGUAUCUGCAGCACGGAGGCGCACUAUCGUGCCACCUUUGUUGAGGUGUGGGCACGGCAUAUGCCGUUGAAGGUUGGUGUUGAGCCCAUCAGCUAUUUAAUUUUUGCACGCAAUGAACUCGUCCCUGAGCGGGCGCUCCGUCGGCAGGAGCAGAUGAAGAAGUCGGAGGAGGCGAAGCGAGAGGAGCGGGAUGCGAAACAGCGCGAGUUGUACGAAGCCGCACUUACCGUGAAGGAUGUCGUUUUUGAGCGGCUCAGUGAUGAGGCGUUGCACCGCCCUGAGACGGGCGUGCCCUCCCCUCUGCGGCACACCCCCUCCACGGGGGAGGCGCAACCGCCAACGCCGCUGGAGGCAGCGCUGCGGGAGGGCGCAGUCAGCACUGGCGAGGUGGGACACAUGCCGACCGACGUCCCGCGGCUCGUCAGGACAGGCAACGCACGCCACAACAAACUUAUUUUUCCGCUGCAACUGCCGCCCGCGACCCACAAGUUUAACCGUGCCUUUGUGGACGCCGGCUAUCAGCGACAGCGCGCCAUCACCCCAGCGGAGAUGCUCGUCGUGCGUCAAGAGGUGGAUCAGAUGCGCCAGCGCGUGAUGCGAAUGGCACCAAAGUACCUGCGUGUGGUGCGGGACCCGCAGUGCCGCGGAAAAAUACAGGCGGACUUCUGUACCCCAGACGGCGACCUCGUCAGCGGUCGCGUCUACCGGCGCUUUUACGGUGACCGCAACCGAGUGAGUGCCCACAGCACGAUGCGGUGGCAACACAUCGGCGGGUGGAAGCUGUUAAAGCGGAUCAAGCGGGGGUCGCUCUUUCCGCACGACGUGCCUCUCUACGCCGUCACAAAGCACCCGCAGGUGGACUUCCCCAACACGCUGCUUGACGUGCGCCACUCCACGGUGGAGCAGACGGCGAUGCAGCACAACGACCCGCUGUCGCUGGUGGAGACGCCGGACGAUCAACUUAGCCGCGAGGAGCUGCGUCUGAAGCGGCGGGCGCAGCGAGACGCCGAGUUGCAGCAGAAGGUGGAGGGGAAGUUGGAAGAACUCUUUGGGGCGAGGGUGAGGCAGGACAUGAACUUGGGUGGCGGCCGCAUCGACUCUCGUCGCGCGAUCACCGAGCAGGAGUGGGCAGACGCCGUGCGCCGCGCCAAAAUACGCACGGUGCAGCACACGAAGAACGCUGUGCCGUUUGCGGCGAAGCGACGCGCUGCGCAGCGUUCCAUGCAGGUGCGGCAUCGGAACAUUAAACGAGAGAUGGCGUCGAACAGACGACGGUAG